AUGCAGGCAAAAGUAGCUGUUGUCACAGGCGGUGCAGAUGGAUUCGGAGCUACCAUAACAGAUCGGUUCCACGAUGAGGGCUACCAAGUAAUAAUUAUCGACAUCAAUAGAGCGAAAGGGGAGCAGAAAGCCUCCGGUGGUCCAAAUUUACACUUCUUAUUCGGAGAUGUGACUCAACAAGAAACAUGGGACCAAGCAUUGGCGCUUUCCCGAGACAAGUUCGGUCGCCUGGAUGUUGUGGUCAAUAAUGCAGGAAUUACCGGGGCACAGAGCCCCGUCCAUACGAAAGACAUGCUUGAAUACGAGCGUACAUUCAAUGUGAAUGUGAGGCCGAUAUUCUGCAGUGCCCGAGCUAUUGUUCCAUAUAUGAUUGAGCAGGGAAAUGGUGUUUUUGUUAACAUUGCAAGUACCGGGUGUACCCGCCCCCGUCCAGGAUUCGCCUUUUACAAUGCUUCGAAGGCGGCAGUGAACGUCGCAACCAAAACAAUGGCAUUAGAGUAUGCUCCCACCAUCCGAUUCAAUUGUAUUGCACCGGCAGUCGGCAAUACAUCGAUGCUACAAGCAAGCAUUGGCAGUGGUGCGGAUUCGCAGGAGCGGCUACAGAAGAUCGAGGAUCUGCUGCCGAUGAAACGAGUUGCUCAGCCAAUAGACAUUGCAAAUGCUGUGUGGUAUCUGGCGACAGACCAGAGUUCUUUUGUGACCGGGACCACCUUGGAGGUAGAUGGAGGACGUGGAAUAUAA
Messenger RNA from Penicillium manginii, 741 nucleotides. RefSeq lists its product as uncharacterized. The record is from RefSeq and is a predicted model, not a curated record. The transcript has 6 exons. Lineage: Eukaryota; Fungi; Ascomycota; Eurotiomycetes; Eurotiales; Aspergillaceae. The coding region runs from base 1 to 741 and encodes 246 amino acids.